This is a messenger RNA of Onychostoma macrolepis, 2177 nucleotides long. Its product is annotated as interactor protein for cytohesin exchange factors 1-like. The record is from RefSeq and is a predicted model, not a curated record. The coding region runs from base 216 to 1601 and encodes 461 amino acids. The transcript is spliced from 11 exons. NCBI's taxonomy places the organism in Eukaryota, Metazoa, Chordata, Actinopteri, Cypriniformes, Cyprinidae.
UUUUAUGUGAACACCAUUCAUCGUUAACAGCUGAAUGUGUAUAGAAAUACAUAAUCAGCUUUCAUCUGAUCGUGUUUACGGUUCUGUUUGUGUAGAAUAAGAAGUGGAGGAUGUUUUGAAAUGUUUAUUGCGUAAGCAGAAGUCCUUUUUUUCUCUAAAAUGAUUUGGCUGUGGGCAUGACCAAUCAAUUUUAAGUGUGGUAGAAGGACAGUUGCAUGCCAUUUCAGAGUAUAAAAACAGAUGGUCAGACGCUCCACCUGGUCAAGUCUGGUGAACAGGCCUCCUUUCCCAUUUCUCUUGCGCCUCGUUUGGUUUCUGAUGAGUACAAUCCGGUGUCCCUCAGACAGAAGUCAAAGAAGAAGAAUUGUGGAGGAAGUCCAAGAAUGAGCAGAAGGAGAGUUUCAGUGAAAGAUCUGAAGCCAGUGGACCAUCAGGGCUGGCUUUACAGGAAGAAAGAGGGGAAGGGAUUUCUGGGUAUUAAGUGGAAAAAGUAUUGGUUCAUCCUAAAGGAAACCUCUCUGUACUGGUACCAAAAUCAAGUGGCUGAUAAAGCAGAAGGCUUUAUAAAUUUGACAGAUUUUGUAAUUGACAGGGCUACGGAAUGUAAGAAAAAAUAUGCGAUCAAAGCUUGCCAUCCCAAAGUCAUGAUGUUUUACUUUGCAGCAGACAGCAAUGAGGACAUGAACUUAUGGUUGAAUAAACUUGGUUUGGCAUCUAUUCAGUAUGAACCCACAGAGGUUCAUACAGCUGAAUGCUACAGUGAGGCCAGUGAUCAGGAGGAGUCCACUGACACACCACCACCGCCAUACUCUGAGCACCACACCCAAGCUGUAGCAUGUGUCAAUGGUCCAUCAGCCACUGUGCACCAGGGAAGCCUUCCUCCUCCAUAUUCCUCCCCUGUUCCUAGUGAAGCCACUGGAACCCUCUCCUCCCCAGUCAGUACAAUGACGUCCCACAGCUCUGUCUCUUCUCUGGCAAAGCAUAGACGGUCUUGGCUGGACCUUGUCUCCCAGACAAACCCUACUGCUGGUGAAACAGUGGUCUGCUCUGCUGUGGUCCAUACAGUGAGCACCACAAUAAAGGAAACCUCACCACGUAGUGAAGCCACAACUCCAUCUCAAGACCCCCUUGGAUGCUCAUCUAGCACAUCACCUAUGGCAAUAUCUGCAGAGCCAGAGGAACCAGAAACGCAGCUGAUCUCAAAUGACACCAGACCUGAAAUUCUAGACGGACAGGAAGGAACUGAUGAUGAGAUGGAAAGGUUGUACUUACAUUUGAAAAGAGCAAGUUUGUCUCCAACGGGUGAGCGGAAGCCAUCUUCAAAAUGGGAAUUACGAGCCUCCUUUAUAAAGCGUUGCAAAAACCAGACACUCAAUGAGAAGAUACAUCUCAUCAGAACCCUCAACAGCACUCUAAAGGCUAAAGAAGCAGAUCUCCUGACUUUGGAGCAGGUACUGGCUGACUCCGUUCUCACUGCAAGUAAAUUCAAGGAGUGGAAAGAGACCAAUGCUGUUCUGCUGCAGGAGAUUAUUCUGAGCCACCCCCUACAGACUGAGCACUUGAACGCCCCUAGUGCCUCAGCUGUGCAUCCCUCAACAUAGAUGUGUAUACACACUGAAAGAGUAUACACCACAACACAAACACUGCAAAAAUGGAGAGUUUCCAAAUCUGGUCUUGACAUAAGAAUGAAAAAAAUUUAUCUAAGACUACCGUUACUUUCACUUGCCACCAUUUGUCUAUUUAUUUUUAUUUUAUUAUUUGUAUUUUUUUUACAGAUGUAAAAUCGGUCUGUUACUAAUAGGUUGUUUUAAAAUCCUUGUUGUUUCUAUUGGAUACCUGUUGAAAAACCUGUGGCAUCUUACUGAUGUUAAAAUACAUUCUUAUGAAUCAUUUUAGAAAACCAAACAUGUUUAGUCAAAUGUUUAAUUGCAUAUGUGAUUUUCAUUGUUUUUUCUGCAUUCAGUGCAAACCUAGUAACCUAAUGUGCUGAUUAUAGGCAGUCUGUAUAGCUUGCCAUGUUUGUAUUAUUGUAAAUACAUCUGUUUAGAUAUAUUUAUUGAUUAAAAGUAUGAUGCAACUGCUUUGAAUCACAAAUGUGAGCACUGUUCAUAGUAUAAAUAAUAUUGUACAUAUACAUUACUGUCAUAUUUAGACAACUAUUAAAUAAUUAAAUCUCA